AUGUGUCAUAUUCUGCCACCCCAACUUCCCUACUUUCUACCUCCCCUGUACAGUGGCCCAUCAUCACGCAUGUCCAGUCACCGAGGCCUCAACAGUGCCAAAUCUAAGGUCUCUGUGGAUCAAGCUGCAGAGAAAUCAGAGAGAGCCAAAAGUCUCGAAAAUAUUAUGACAACUAGGAAAAUGGAUAAUGAAAUAGCUAGAGGGAAGAGUCCUCUCCAUGGCUGGGACAAUGAUGGAGAGCGAGAUGAAGAUUUAAGUGUAAAAGGCGAGUUAAUUCGUAAAAAGUCCUUCCACGAAGAUCAGAUCACGGCAGGUGUGAAUGACAGUGCAUCGGUUAAAAAUGCAGGUGGGGAUGGAAAUGUGGAGGACACAGUAGAUGAUGAAUUUGACAAACCUGACAGAGCAGAUGGGCGACAAAAUCCAGAGGACGUUGUAAAUACUGAUAACAAUGUGGUUGCUGUGGAUGAUGAUAACAAGGAUGACAAAAAUGAAGAUGAAAAAGUUGAUGAAGAAAAUGAAAAUUGGAAAAUAAGGAAAUCAGAGGAAGAAGAGUUUAAAGAGAGGUUGGAUCAGAAAGUUGAUGAGAAAGAUGAUGACACGAAAAAAGAAGACAAUAAAGAAAAGGAUGUGGUUCAGGAGGAAGGUGUUGACAACAGUGAUCAACAAGAGGCAGCAGGUCAACUCUCUGUGGAUGGCAAGGUAGAGGAGGAGGUGUCAGAUGAAAAAGCAAACGAGGAAAACAAGGAUGAAACAUAA
Molecule: messenger RNA, 756 nt
Organism: Ylistrum balloti
Lineage: Eukaryota; Metazoa; Mollusca; Bivalvia; Pectinida; Pectinidae
Product: high mobility group nucleosome-binding domain-containing protein 5-like
Exons: 4
Coding region: 1-756 (251 amino acids)
Source: RefSeq, a predicted model, not a curated record